CAACCGUCUGAAAGAGUGUAACAACAGUGUUGAGUUGGAGUGGGAAAGAUUUUAUGGUGUUUUAAUGACUUUUGAGUGAAUUAUUUGUAUUUUUAAUAAGACCGCAUGGUAGCGGAGAGUGACUUAAAUUUGCCCGGAAAUCUGACUGAUGUCCUUUUACGGAGAAAAUGUCCGCUUGCGCCAGUGACAGCGUCUCCCGUUUAAACCAGUUUAAAAAUAAAGGCAAGGAUGCAAACGAGCUGAGGAGGAGGAGGAUGGAAGCCAGUGUAGAGCUCCGAAAAGCAAAGAAAGAUGAGCAGAUUUUAAAAAGGAGAAAUGUCAGCUGUUUGCCGGAUUCAGAGGAUCAGGAUCCAAACCACAACUCACAGUCGUUCCAGCACUGGAGUGUUGAGGAGAUUGUAUGGGGCGUAAACAGUCAGUGUCUGGAUCAUCAGUUGCAGGCCACACAGGCAGCGAGGAAGUUGCUGUCCAGAGAAAAACACCCUCCUAUCGACUCAAUCGUGGAAGCAGGUCUGAUCACUACAUUAGUGAGCUUCCUCUCGUUUUCUCACUGUCCUCCCAUCCAGUUUGAGGCUGCCUGGGCUCUCACCAACAUCGCCUCGGGCACCUCAGACCAAACAAGGGCCGUGGUGGAGGGGGGAGCCAUUCCAGCCUUCAUCAGCCUCAUCUCCUCUCCUCAUGCUCACAUCAGCGAGCAAGCUAUCUGGGCCCUCGGCAAUAUCGCUGGUGAUGGCUCGACGUACAGGGACAAAGUCAUCAAACACGGAGCCAUCGAGCCCCUGCUCUCACUGCUGUCUGUUCCCAACCUGUCUAUGUUUACUACGAGCUACCUGAGGAACGUAGCGUGGACUCUGUCUAAUCUAUGCCGGAAUAAAAACCCAGCUCCUCCCGUGACUGCGGUGCAGCAGAUGCUGCCGGCUCUGCUGCGCCUCCUCGAACACAACGACCCCGAGGUGCUGGCCGACACGUGCUGGGCCGUGUCCUACCUCACCGACGGCCCGAACGAGCGCAUCGAGGUGGUGCUGCAGGCUGGCCUCGUGCCCCAACUCGUACAGCUGCUCGCCUGCUCAGACAUCACCAUCAUGACUCCAUCGUUGCGUGCAGUGGGGAACAUCGUGACAGGAACGGACGAGCAGACUCAGAGGGUUCUGAACUCCGGGGCGCUGGCUCUGUUCCCCAAUCUGCUGCGCCACCCAAAGAACAACAUCCAGAAGGAGGCGGCGUGGACGCUGUCCAACAUCACAGCCGGGAAAGACUCACAAAUCCAGGAGGUGGUUGACGCGGGUCUGGUGCCCCUGCUGGUGGAGGUCCUGCAGCAGGGAGACUAUAAGACCCAGAAAGAGGCUGUGUGGGCCAUCACCAACUACACCAGCGGGGGGACGGUGCAGCAGGUCACGUACUUGGUUCAGUCUGGCGUGCUCAGACCUCUCCUGAACCUCCUGUCUGUCAAGGACAGCAAGACUAUCUUAGUCAUCCUGGAUGCCAUCUUGAAUAUUUUCAUGGCUGUAGAUAAGAUGGGCGAGACGGAGAAGCUGUGUCUGAUGAUCGAGGAAUGCGGAGGACUGGACAAGAUCGAGGCACUCCAGACCCAUGAGAACGAAAUGGUCUACAAAGCUGCACUCAAACUCAUAGAGAAAUACUUCUCAGGGGAAGAAGAAGAGGAUGAAUCCAUCGCUCCUGAAGCAACCACUGAUGGCUUUGCCUUCCAGAUUACUGAUAACCAAAGCACUUUUAAUUUCUGAAACACUCCUCCACCACCCACUACUCCAUUCUAAAUUCCUUUUUUAUACAUGUAUACAUAUAAGGAUUUUAUACUGAGUUAUGUAUAUAAAGGCUCUUUUUAGUUUUACACUAAGCCUUGUAAAUAAAUUUUUAACAUCUAAGAUAA
This is a messenger RNA of Pangasianodon hypophthalmus (striped catfish), 1888 nucleotides long. Its product is annotated as importin subunit alpha-1. Gene Ontology annotation, molecular function: protein binding; nuclear import signal receptor activity. Lineage: Eukaryota; Metazoa; Chordata; Actinopteri; Siluriformes; Pangasiidae. The record is from RefSeq and is a predicted model, not a curated record. Gene Ontology annotation, cellular component: nucleus; cytoplasm. The transcript has 11 exons. Gene Ontology annotation, biological process: NLS-bearing protein import into nucleus. Bases 168 to 1742 code for a protein of 524 amino acids.